Messenger RNA from Aspergillus melleus, 585 nucleotides. RefSeq lists its product as uncharacterized. The record is from RefSeq and is a predicted model, not a curated record. Lineage: Eukaryota; Fungi; Ascomycota; Eurotiomycetes; Eurotiales; Aspergillaceae. Bases 1 to 585 code for a protein of 194 amino acids. The transcript is spliced from 2 exons.
AUGCAAUCAACCCACCUGGAGGAGAUGCGGGCGGCGUCGGCCGCUGUUGGGGCUGAUGCGGCAUCCCUUGGGGAGGCCCCUGAGGCACCUGGCUGGGGCCAUUGCUGGUACAGUUAUGGCAUUGCUGAUAGUGAUGAUGAUGAUGCUGUUCUUGCUUUUGGUCUUUGGGAAAGACGUGGUUCAGAAUGCGAUCGAGGUGCUUAUGUUUCACCAUGGUAUCUGCUGGCGGAGAGCCACGAGAGAGAAACCGAAAGUCUGCUGGGAAGAAUGAAGGACGAGGGGGAUCAAACUGGUCGCGAUGACGCAGCUGUAGAACCUGAUAGCUGCAUGCUGAACGCCGACGACUCGACGAGGGCCGACGCAUUGAAGCCGGAGACAUUCACUUCACAGUUUCUUUUGGGAACGAAGUUGAAUUUGACAAUGUUUACGAAUAACCCGAAAGAUGCUGGAGAAACCAUGGGUCAAAGACCUCUUGCGGGGGAAAGACCCGGACAUGGCCAGAAGCUGGUUGUUCCAAGAAUGACCGAAGAACGUCGACUUCACCGUGAUGUCAGUCAAUCCGGGGACGCAUCGCCACCGUUAUAA